AUGUUCAAAUCAUAUAAAUUAACAAAGAAAUAUAUAUUAUAUGUAUUAUUUAUAAUACUUUUUAAACAAAUUAGAAAUGUUUAUAUGAAUAAAAUUAGGUAUUGUUUGAAGAAUAAAAACUUUUUUUAUAUAAAAAAUAAUUUUUUUUUUUUUAAAGAGAAAAAAAAGAUAUAUUUAAAGAAACACGAAAUGGAUUUUUGUGAGGUAGAUUUGGAUGAAUUUUGUUACAAGCAGUUUGAUAAAACAAAAAAAUCUUGUUCUUAUAUUCCAUAUAAUAAAAAGGAAUUUAUUGAAAAGGUUAAUGAAUUAAUAAAAGAAAAAAAAAUUAAAGUUGUUCCAGGUUAUGCAGGUUUUUGUAAGCAUAUAUUUAUAGAAAAUUUUACUGAUGCAACAAUUGAAACAAUAGAAAUUAAUGAUAAAAAUAGGGAAUUAAUAAAAACAGAUUAUAUAUCUAGAAGAGAUAAUGAAUUGCCUGUAUUGAUCAGAUGGAUAUCAAAAAAAGAUAUAAAAGAUAUAAGAAAAGCAAAAUAUUUAGACUUAAUUUUAUACUCAAGAGAACAAAUAGAAAAAGAAAAUAAAGAAACAAAAAUUGUUCCACAUAAAAAGUCAAACUGUUUAUAUUCCAUAAUUUGCAUAAAACCACAAGAUGAAGAUUAUGAAUUACCUAUGACCCCAAUUACUAUGUUAAGAAAUACUUUAAUAACUGAAGGAGGAAGUGGUAUUAGUUUAAAUCGUGAAAAAUACUUAGAAUCAGUUAAAUAUUGGAGACAUCAUGUGUCAAUAAUAGACAAUUAA
Messenger RNA from Plasmodium gallinaceum, 795 nucleotides. RefSeq names its product conserved Plasmodium protein, unknown function. The coding region runs from base 1 to 795 and encodes 264 amino acids. Lineage: Eukaryota; Apicomplexa; Aconoidasida; Haemosporida; Plasmodiidae. The record is from RefSeq and is a predicted model, not a curated record. The transcript has a single exon.